AUGACGGUGCACCCACUGCCCCCAGAAGAAGUAUCAGAAAAGCCCUUGUUGAGUGACUCUGAUGCUGCAGCGCUCGCACCAUACUUGACUAGCCAGACCGUCGUCGUAAAAAGUGUACUGAGGCGACGACGAAGCACACAGAAUACUACCGUAGGAGAUACACCUCAGAGGCGAUAUAACGUAUUAUUAUUUGGAGAUAGUUUGACUGCUGGAUGGUGUGGAGAAGACGGAUAUGGCGAAUAUCAUCCAUACGGAUUACGAAUACAAAAACGUUUCGAAGAAGAAGGAUUGGACGUAGAGGUCACUGUAAGCGGUGUCCCAGGUGAAUGCUGCGCUAACAUGGAAGAGCGUCUAAAGCGUGAAUUGGAACAACCAGGCAAAUGGUAUGACUGGGUUAUAAUACUCGGAGGAACAAAUGACGUAUUCCAGGGGUACUCUGCAUGGGAUAUAUUUGAAUCAUUGAAGAAGUUGUAUGCAUUAUGUUCAAAGCAUGGUGCAAGAGUCUUGGGAAUAACCAUCCCGGAAUUCGACUUGGAGGAAGCAAAUAAACUCGACUAUCAACGUCGUAUAGUAAACGAGCACUUGAACGUCUUAAAUAAUAGUACAACGCGUAAUACAUACACACUCUUCCUUCUCGACAAAUUCUUGCCUAUGCAUUCAUUAACACCAGAGCAACGCAAAUUCUACUGGAAUGAGGAUGGAAUGCAUCCAACUGAAGAGGGAUACGAUUUAAUGGGAGAUAUGAUAUUUGAUGUUAUCUACAAAGAGGGCAAAUGGAACUAA
Paraglomus occultum is the source of this 783-nucleotide messenger RNA. The record is from the annotation of a GenBank genome assembly. NCBI's taxonomy places the organism in Eukaryota, Fungi, Glomeromycota, Glomeromycetes, Paraglomerales, Paraglomeraceae.